CUCUUAUAUACCUAACCAACGAGUUUUGUAGGAAAAUGUGAAUAUAAUUGUUGAUGAUACAGCAUUGUACGCCCCUACGAGGGUCACCGCAGGACGCGACCCGUGGAAUUUUUAAAGUGCAUCAUUCACAUAACGUAUGUUGAAAAUAUAUGUUAGAAAUAGAUAAUCAAGAUAUAUAAAUCAGAUGGAUUAUCAAAGCACUAAGCUUACGUGACUGAACAUAUUAAAAUAACUUGUAAUAACGAGCGGCUCAAUAAGGUAUACAUAUCAAGAAACUUACAGUCAAUGGUGGGAGUGAAUGGACAGAUUUUACGGUAUUUUCAAGCCUCGGUCCAUGACCGGCAGCUUUAUGGAUUAGCAGGCAAGAACGGGCUAUCAAUCAGAAGUUUCCGCGGGUGAGAGGUCAGAGAGAGCCGGAGAUAAUCCCUCUUGUAAGUGUGACCAAGGAAGGAGGAGCUAGCUGUAGGCUCCUCCUCCAUGGUGUGUACCCGCCCCCUGCCAAGCCACACUUCAGUGCUCACUCCGUCGUCGUGAGGGGAGGUUGUGCCGCCUCUCGCUCUAGACCCCUUCCUCUUGUGCCCUGCGAAGAGGUACAACUCUUACCACCUCUCAUGUGAUAUUUCGCGGUUCCCUACAAAUUAUUCGUAGUGGCUUACGGGGUGUAAUACAUAGCUAGAGUGUUUGAAAUUCUAAGUGAUUUGAAUAAGUGCUAAAUUCGAAGAAUGUGUAACAGAUUACGUUAGUGCGGUGUUCGAUGUGAUUGUAUCGGUAUUUCCUGAUUGAUCGUAGUUGGAAAGCAAGGUGUUGAGGUUGUGGUUAGAAUAACGAUGGUCUUGUAUGGGUGUGUGGCUGUGUUGGCGGCGCUGGUCCUGCAGGGGAGGCUGGCAGAGGCCACAGGCGGCAGCUACCUGCAGAUGUAUGAGGCCCAGUUCAACCCCCCAGACCCGUGCUACGACGAGUCGGGGGGACUACCCAAGAAAUGCGUUCCCGACUUCAUCAACGCGGCGUUCGGUCGUCCGGCGGAGACGUCGAGCACGUGUGGUACGCCUCCGUCGCGCUACUGCGUCACCUCUUUGGAGAAAGGUAAAGUGAAUCGUCAGUGUGACGUGUGUGAUGCCAGCGACCCAGGGCGCGCCCACCCCCCACACUACCUCACCGACCUCAACAACCUCAACAACCUCACUUGCUGGCACUCCGCUCCCGUCGACCCCCUCAAGCCAGACAACGUCACCCUCACACUCUCCUUGGGCAAGAAAUACGAACUCACAUACAUCAACCUGCAAUUCUGCGGACAGAAGCCUGAUUCGCUCUCCCUCUUCAAGUCUAUGGACUACGGGCGGACCUGGAUCCCUUUCCAGUACUACUCCUCACAGUGUCGCAAGGUGUACGGUCGCAGAAGUCGCAUGGUGAUUGGCAAGGCAAAUGAGCAGGAAGCUCUGUGCACCGACGCUCACCUCAGCCACAACGACCCGCUGACAGGCUCCGGAUCCACCAGGAUUGCCUUUAGCACGCUAGACGGACGACCUUCAGCCGACGACUUCGACUCCUCGCCGGUGCUACAAGACUGGGUCACAGCAACAGACAUCAAGGUGGUGUUGAACCGACUGCACCCGGAGCUGGACGAGGCCACGGCGGAUAAUGAGAGCGUCGCUCAGGAGAGCUUCAGCUACGCCGUCGCCGAUCUGGCCGUCGGUGGACGCUGCAAGUGCAACGGCCACGCGUCGCGUUGCAUCCCUGACAAGACUACCGGGGAGCUGGUGUGCGACUGUGCCCACAACACUGCAGGACGCGAAUGUGAGAAAUGCAAGCGCUUUCACUUCGACCGUCCCUGGGGUCGAGCUACCGACCACGAGGCCAACGAGUGCGUAGGUAAGUACCUGGAGAGUGACCUGGUUCCAGCGCUCCGUAAAUCUUAAACCUUCAAGGGAGGUUGCAUGAUGCCGGUAAGGGGAUCAUGAUGCAAGGAAUAGAAUUUGAUUCCCUCCCAUUCUACCAAGCGCUGUAAGAUCCCUUCUGUAUGUACCCGGCAGCACAGUCGGAGUUCAUAGACUCCAACCUAAAGUGUUACUUACUUAUUCUCUUAAAUAAUCUCUCUCUCUCUCUCUCUCUCUCUCUC
Molecule: messenger RNA, 2116 nt
Organism: Cherax quadricarinatus
Lineage: Eukaryota; Metazoa; Arthropoda; Malacostraca; Decapoda; Parastacidae
Product: netrin-1-like
Biological process (GO): motor neuron axon guidance; animal organ morphogenesis; dendrite development
Cellular component (GO): basement membrane
Source: RefSeq, a predicted model, not a curated record